Molecule: messenger RNA, 2912 nt
Organism: Anopheles stephensi (Asian malaria mosquito)
Lineage: Eukaryota; Metazoa; Arthropoda; Insecta; Diptera; Culicidae
Product: NF-X1-type zinc finger protein NFXL1
Exons: 5
Coding region: 121-2889 (922 amino acids)
Biological process (GO): regulation of DNA-templated transcription
Cellular component (GO): nucleus
Molecular function (GO): DNA-binding transcription factor activity, RNA polymerase II-specific; zinc ion binding; RNA polymerase II transcription regulatory region sequence-specific DNA binding
Source: RefSeq, a predicted model, not a curated record
UGCCCGGCUACGGUUGAUUCCACGUACAAAACAUCACAGUAGGCACCGGCAACAAAAACAGUCAACAUCGCGGCGCACCACUUUCGGGCUGUAGCUUCUCCGUUCCGUGCUUCUUACAAUAUGGCUUAUCGUAAUCGUGCCAAGAUCGCACCGAAAGAGCAGAACGCGUGGAAUGUGCCGUUGCAGCCCAAACCCGACCCUGUCGGUGGAAGGGCACGGAAAGUGUCCACGGGCGGCAGCAGCUCCAAGACGGUAACAGCGCCCGCCACACCGGAGUCCAAAAUCCCGCUGCCUACUGUGUCGUCGAGCAUGCUGAAAAAAUCACAGGACAAGUUUAACCAGGUGCAACGUCAGCAUGCCGAAAGGGCCAAAAAGUAUGCGGCCGAGUACGUGUCGAGCGAGGAGGAGGCGGAGGAGGAGCUGGAUGAGGCUGUCGGCCAAGGGGAGGCAAACGAGUUGGCCACCCGAAACAUUCUCGGGGACGUGUUGAGAAAUUACAACGGCAUCGAUGCGGACGUGGGCAAAACGCAGGAUUAUUUGCAAAAUCUGCUCGAAUCUCGCAAUGCCGUGUGUUUGAUCUGCAUCGAGACGGUGAAACGCGUGGACAGGAUCUGGUCCUGUGGCGCGUGCUACACGUUCUUUCACCUCAUGUGCAUCCAACGGUGGGCUAAUGAUAGCAUGUCGAUGAAGCGCAUUCACCACGAACAGCAGGAGGGCUACUACAACAACCGGGGUGAGUACAUACCGAAGCCGGCGCUGAAUGUGCAGUGGGACUGCCCGAAAUGUCGCCGGGAGUAUCGGCCGGACGAAAUACCACGCCACUACGAUUGCUUCUGCGGGAAGGAGCGUGAACCGGCCGCCCAUCCGUGGCUGAUACCGCACUCGUGCGGCGAGCUGUGUGAGAAGAAGCUGGCACCGGCCUGUGGCCAUACGUGCCGGCUGCUGUGUCAUCCAGGGCCGUGUCCACCGUGCCCGCAGACCGUCAGUGUUUCGUGCCGCUGUGGAAGUUCGCCAGUCAAAUCGAUCCGCUGUGCACAGAAAUCGUGGACCUGCGUCAAAAAGUGUAAACGAACGCUAAGCUGCGGAAUGCACGAGUGUGGCACGCAAUGUCAUGAUCCCGGCAAAUGUCCACCGUGUCAGAACCGUAGCAAGCAGCCGUGUCUUUGCGAGGCACAAACCAAGGAGGUCAACUGUCACGAAUCACGCUGGCAGUGUGGCACCGUAUGCAACCAACCGCUACCGUGUGGACUGCAUCAGUGCGAACGGGUUUGUCACGCGGGACCGUGUGGCGAUUGUCCGCUCGGGUUGCCACGAUCCUGCCCGUGCGGUAAGUCGGAAACACGUGCCGCAUCCUGUGCGGAACGCAUAGGCACGUGCGGUGAUACGUGCGAUAAGUUGCUGGCCUGCGCACAACACCGCUGCCCGGAACGAUGUCACCAGGGUGCGUGUGGCAACUGUUUGGAGCUGGUGCCGAAGGUUUGCCGCUGUGGUUCCACGAAAAAGCCGAUCGUGUGUCACCGGGAGGCAGUUUGCGAGGGCCGUUGCAAACGGAUGCGCACCUGUGGAAAGCAUCAGUGCAAUCGGAAAUGCUGCGAUGGACAGUGUCAGCUGUGUGAUCGGGUGUGCGGGAAGACGCUGCCCUGCGGGAAGCAUAAAUGCAGCUCCAUGUGCCAUCAGGGUCCGUGCUAUCCGUGUAAUCAAAAGACGACCGUGAAAUGUCGGUGUGGCGGCACUGUGGUGGAAGUUGCGUGUGGCCGCGAAAGGAAAGCAAAUGCACCGAAAUGUAAGCUACCCUGCCGCGUGGCAUCCAAAUGCCAUCAUCCGAAUACACACCUCUGCCACACGGGCGAAUGUCCACCGUGCACACAGCCAUGCGGUGAGCGGAAUGAUACGACCAACUGUGACCAUCUGUGCCGGGCCAAAUGCCAUGACGCGGUACGUGUGGUAACGCGGGACAAAAACUUUAAACCCGCCGGUCCGUGGGAGGUGCCGAAGGAGAUUGUGGAGGUGAAAGCGCUGCCCCAUCCACCCUGCAGCGAGAAGGUACCGGUCAUGUGUCUCGGUGGUCAUGAAACGGCCGAUUGGCCCUGUUCCAACUCGAAACCUUCGUCGUGCGGUAGGCCAUGCGAUCGACUGCUGAAAUGUGGCGUGCACCGUUGUCCGCUGCCGUGCCACAAGGUAACGCACCGGGCCAGUACGACGCAGGAUUCGCGGUGUGAGGCCUGUACGGCCGGAUGUUCGCUGGCCCGCCCGGAAGGAUGUGUGCAUCCGUGCACGCUGCCCUGCCACAAAGCCCCAUGCAAUCCGUGCCUGGUGUCGAUGAAAGCGCAGUGCUACUGUGGUCUCACGCAGGUGUUUUACAAAUGCCACGAGUUUUAUCCUUCCGAUAUGGAGCGUAUGGGUCCGGAAGAGUUGGCGCAGUUGACCGUACGGCGCGAAUCGUUUCUCAGCUGCGGUCAAAAGUGUAUCAAGAAUUUCCCUUGCGGACAUCGUUGCUUUUCCAUCUGCCAUCCGGGACGCUGCCCAAAUCCGGAGCUCUGUACGAAGAAGGUAAAGAUAGGCUGCAAGUGUGGCCACCGCAAGGCGGAGGUGUCGUGCAGGGUGGCGCGCAACAAUUCCACCCUCGACUGUGACCAACAGUGUGAAGCAAUCCGUGCCCAGAAGCAGGAGGAGCAGGAGCGCAAGGAGCGGGAAGCGCGCGCCCAGCAGGAGCUCGAGAAUCAGCGCGAACUGGAAGAGUUUGAGCGUAAGUUUAACAAACGAAAGUACCGCGAACGGAAGCGGCAUCAGGUGCGAGAGGAGGAAACGGGAAGACAUUGGGCGGUAUACGUGGUGCCGGUUGUGGCUGUGUUGCUAGGUGUAGUUGUAUAUGUUUGGUUAAUGCAAUAAAUUGUGUGUUUCGUUUUACUCUU